Messenger RNA from Pteronotus mesoamericanus, 1822 nucleotides. RefSeq names its product cyclin dependent kinase 7 (gene CDK7). Lineage: Eukaryota; Metazoa; Chordata; Mammalia; Chiroptera; Mormoopidae. Bases 123 to 1163 code for a protein of 346 amino acids. The transcript is spliced from 12 exons. Gene Ontology annotation, biological process: positive regulation of transcription by RNA polymerase II; protein phosphorylation. Gene Ontology annotation, cellular component: transcription factor TFIIK complex; nucleus; transcription factor TFIIH holo complex. Gene Ontology annotation, molecular function: RNA polymerase II CTD heptapeptide repeat kinase activity; ATP binding; cyclin-dependent protein serine/threonine kinase activity. The record is from RefSeq and is a predicted model, not a curated record.
AGCUAACAAAGCGUCAGCGCCUAGUGGACGGAAGUGGCUGUUGGAGGCUUAAAGGUAGCUUUAAAUUCCUGCUACCUAUUGGGAGAUAGCUCUUUUCAGCUGGUGUCUGGCUUCACGUGCGGAUGGCUGUGGACGUGAAGUCGCGAGCAAAGCGUUAUGAAAAACUGGACUUCCUCGGGGAGGGACAGUUUGCCACGGUUUACAAAGCCAGAGACAAGAACACCAACCAGAUUGUCGCUAUUAAAAAAAUUAAACUUGGACAUAGAUCAGAAGCUAAAGAUGGUAUAAAUAGAACAGCCUUAAGAGAGAUAAAAUUAUUACAGGAGCUAAGUCAUCCAAAUAUAAUUGGUCUCCUUGAUGCUUUUGGACAUAAAUCUAAUAUUAGUCUUGUCUUUGAUUUUAUGGAAACUGAUCUAGAGGUUAUAAUAAAGGAUAAUAGUCUUGUGCUGACACCAUCACACAUCAAAGCCUACAUGUUGAUGACACUUCAAGGGUUAGAAUAUCUACAUCAACAUUGGAUUCUUCAUAGGGAUCUGAAACCAAACAACCUGUUGCUAGAUGAAAAUGGAGUUCUAAAGCUGGCAGAUUUUGGCCUGGCCAAAUCAUUUGGGAGCCCCAAUAGAGCUUAUACACAUCAGGUUGUAACCAGGUGGUAUCGGGCCCCUGAGUUACUAUUUGGUGCAAGAAUGUAUGGUGUAGGUGUGGACAUGUGGGCUGUUGGCUGUAUAUUAGCAGAGUUGCUUCUACGGGUUCCUUUUUUGCCAGGAGAUUCAGACCUUGAUCAGCUAACAAGAAUAUUUGAAACUUUGGGCACACCAACUGAGGAACAGUGGCCUGAUAUGUGUAGUCUUCCAGAUUUCGUGACAUUUAAGAGUUUCCCUGGAAUCCCAUUACAACACAUCUUCAUUGCAGCAGGAGACGACUUGCUAGCUCUCAUACAAGGCUUAUUCUUAUUUAAUCCGUGUACUCGAAUUACAGCCACACAGGCACUGAAAACUAAGUAUUUCAGUAAUCGGCCAGGGCCAACACCUGGAUGUCAUCUGCCAAGACCAAACUGUCCAGUGGAGGCAUUGAAGGAGCAAACUAAUCCAUCUUUGGCAACAAAACGAAAGAGGACAGAGGCCUUAGAACAAGGAGGAUUACCCAAGAAGCUAAUUUUUUAGUUACGGACAACACUGGAUAGUAUUUUACUACUGAAGAAAAUAGUCAAAAAGGCAAAUAAUGAAAAAAUAAUAAACAUUAAAUAAAUGCUGUAGAAGGAAUUUGUAAAUAUUCUACACAUGUAAAAUAUGUAAAACUGAGUUAUUUUUAUUAAAUGUAUUUUAAAACUUAUUUUUGAUUUUUCUGAUUAGAAUGCAAAAGAAAGAUAAGUUCAGUUUUCUGAAAUGUAGAAUAAAAAUAAAAAAUGCAUUAAGGAAAUCUUACUAAAAAUAAUUAUCUGUUAUUUUGAUGAUCUGGCCAGUAUAGCAUCACAAAUUUGUAGUAGCAAGGGUAGUAUUUAAAAACCAAAAAGUAGGAGUAGUAAUACAGCAAAAUAUACUCCCAGACUUAACAAAUGUUAAUAUACUAAAUAGGAAAAAAAGAAAAAAUAUUACAGAUAAAAUCGAGGUCCCUUUCAUAUGUCAUUCCAUUCUGUUUCUUCCUUUUCGCCCUACCCAAAGGCAGAUGACUCCCAGGAAAUGAAUGUGUCCUCCCAUGAUUUUAUACUGCUGUUUUAUAAUGCAUAUAGUAAUACACAGCAUUGUUUUCACUCUCAGAAUUUUAUAUGAAUGAUAAAUUGUACAUCUCAUACUGCAAUUUUUUUUACUGAAAACUUAAAUUU